Messenger RNA from Parnassius mnemosyne (clouded apollo), 1245 nucleotides. NCBI's taxonomy places the organism in Eukaryota, Metazoa, Arthropoda, Insecta, Lepidoptera, Papilionidae. The record is from the annotation of a GenBank genome assembly.
AUGAACGUCGAUUCGACUCAUCGAGAAAUAGUAAGGAACCCUCUAAUAAACUUAACAGAUUUAUUAUUGAAGAUGGCAGCGAAGGCUCUUGAAGAAGAGAAAAAUAGGAAAAAGAGAAUAUGGACAAGAAAUUGGAUAUUGAGCAGGGAUGAGCGAGGGGCUUCAGCACUACUUUUGAAAGAGUUAGCAGCAGAGGACGUAAAAGAAUAUAAACUAACUAUGAGGAUGACGCCAGAAAUAUUUGAGGAUUUGCUCAAAAAGGUCGGUCCGAAAAUUAAGAAACAACAUACUACAUUGAGGAUGGCAUUAACACCACGAAUAAAAUUAGAAAUAACUUUAAAUUUCCUAGCUACAGGAGAUAGCUACCGGUCAUUGCAGAAUCAUUACAGAGUGUCUAAAUGCAGUAUUUCGAAAUUCAUUCCUGAAGUUUGUGACGCCAUUUACGAAAGCCUGUAUGAAUGUAUCAAGGUACCAGCUUCAGAAAACAACUGGAAAACAAUAAGUAGUGGAUUUGAAACUCAUUGGAACUUUCCAAACUGUUGUGGUGCCAUCGACGGCAAACAUAUUUUGAUACUAGCCCUUCCAAAUUGUGGCAGCGAAUAUUUCGGCUACAAGGGCUCGAAUAGUAUUGUGUUUAUGGCAGUUGUCGACUUUAACUACAAGUUUCUGUACAUUAAUGUUAGUGCCGAAGGAUCACAAUCAGAUGGUGUUAUUUUUAAAAAUUGCCCGAUUUCAGAUGAAUUAGAAAGAGGAUUUUUGCCUGAAGGAUUAUUCCUACUUGGUGAUGAUGCUUUUCCAUUAAAGCCAUGCUUAUUAAAACCAUAUAAAACUUACAGAGGUCCUUUGACAAUACCUGAAAAAAAUUUUAACUAUCGUCUGAGCCGAGCAAGAAGAAUUGUGGAGAAUGCAUUCGGUAUUUUGAUGAGCAGGUUUUUGAUAUUUGAUGGAAAAAUAGAUUUGAAGCCUUCCACAAUACGCAAACUUGUGUUUGCAGCCUGUUCUAUUCACAACUGGCUGCGUGAAUCAUCGCCUUCUUAUUUGCUAGCAAGUGCGGUCGAUCAAGAAAAUAUACAUACUGGAGAAAUUAUACCCGGUAGUUGGAGAACCGAGAUUGAAGAAUUGCGUAAUCUUGAGAGAUUUAGGAGUAUUCAAAGCACCAAUUUAGCUAAGAGAAUACGUGACCGAAUGAAAGACUAUUUCAACAACGAUGGAGCUGUACCCUGGCAAUAUCGUCAUAUAUCCUAA